UUUCUUCAGUAAUUAAAAUACUCAAAACGCUCAAAGAUCCCAGAUUUGAUCUUCUACACUCUUCUACUGCCGAUCUAAAUCACAUCACACAAAACCCAUGACAGAGUAAGAUUAAAGAUUGAUUCUUUCUCCAAUGGCGAAGCAGGCGAGCAGUGCUUGGAUUAUGCAGAAGAAGAAGAAAUGGUCUCUGGUGGUUCUCGCAUUGUUUUCUCUCUCCACCGCCAUGGUUUUCUUGAUGCGAACCGCUUUUGAUUCUUCCUGCAACGCAAGUACCGCCGCUCGUUUUGAAGACGAUGACAACCGAGCCGCGCCGGCGGCGGUUCGUCGGAACGACGCCGUUGCCGGCGAGCCGAGCGCCCUGCGGUUCAUGAAGUCGAAGCUGGUGCUGUUGGUCUCACACGAGCUCUCUCUUUCCGGGGGUCCAUUGUUGUUGAUGGAGUUGGCAUUCUUGUUAAGAGGAGUGGGAUCAGAGGUUGUUUGGAUAACAAGCCAAAAGCCGCCGGAGUCCGACGAGGUGAUUUACAGUUUGGAGAAUAAAAUGCUGGACAGAGGAGUACAGGUGCUGUCUGCAAAGGGUCAGAAGGCUAUAGACACAGCACUUAAGGCUGAUUUGGUUGUUUUGAAUACUGCUGUUGCUGGAAAAUGGCUGGAUGCUGUGCUCAAGGAGAAUGUACCUCGGGUUCUACCUAAGGUGUUGUGGUGGAUUCAUGAAAUGCGAGGGCAUUAUUUCAAAAUGGAGUAUGUUAAGCAUCUCCCUUUUGUUGCAGGUGCCAUGAUUGAUUCACAUACGACAGCAGAGUAUUGGAAGACUAGGACUCGGGAACGUUUAGGGAUUAAAAUGCCUAAUACAUAUGUUGUGCACCUUGGAAAUAGUAAGGAGUUAAUGGAAGUUGCAGAAGAUAGUGUAUCCAGGAGGGUCCUCCGUGAACAUGUCAGAGAAUCUCUUGGAGUGCGGAGUGAAGAUCUACUCUUUGCCAUCAUAAAUAGUGUAUCACGUGGGAAAGGUCAGGACCUAUUUCUUCGCGCUUUUCAUGAAAGUCUGCAAAUUGUUAAGGAGAAGAAAUUGCAAGUGCCAUCUAUGCAUGCAGUAAUAGUAGGAAGUGACAUGGAUAAGCAGACUAAAUUUGAAACGGAGCUGCGUAAUUUUGUGAUAGAGAAAAAGCUUCAGGAUUGUGUUCACUUUGUGAACAAAACCCUGACUGUAGCUCCUUAUCUGGCUUCUAUUGACGUUCUUGUUCAGAAUUCUCAGGCUCGAGGAGAGUGCUUUGGAAGGAUAACUAUUGAAGCAAUGGCCUUUCAGCUGCCUGUACUGGGGACAGCAGCUGGGGGCACCAUGGAGAUUGUAGUGAAUGGCACGACCGGACUGCUGCAUCCUGUUGGUAAAGAAGGUGUAUCAUCCCUAACAAACAACAUUGUGAAACUGGCCACACAUAUAGAGAGGAGAUUGACAAUGGGCAAGAAGGGAUAUGAGAGAGUCAAAGAAAGAUUUUUGGAACCGCACAUGGUGCAAAGGAUCGCUUUGGUUUUAAAGGAGGUAUUGCAGAAUGCAAAGAGCCAUGCCAAUUCUUGAUUUGCAGGAGCACAAUAUUGAUAAAAUAUUUCGCUCCCCUCCAAUUCUUGACGAAGAAUGUGCUGCAUCAUUUUGUAAGUCAUUUAUAUCAUAUGUAGCAAGAUAUGGUAAAUAGAGAAAGUGAUACUGAUACCAAGAAAUCAUGUACGGUCGUUGAGUUGCUAAAUGUUUAUUUAUCAAUGGUGUACAUACAGUUUUGCAAAUGUAAAAAUUUGUCUCAGUCAUUCAAUUUUCACCAUUAUGAUUGA
Molecule: messenger RNA, 1818 nt
Organism: Argentina anserina (silverweed cinquefoil)
Lineage: Eukaryota; Viridiplantae; Streptophyta; Magnoliopsida; Rosales; Rosaceae
Exons: 7
Coding region: 134-1570 (478 amino acids)
Molecular function (GO): glycosyltransferase activity
Source: RefSeq, a predicted model, not a curated record